AAAAAGAAUAGUAGGUAGGUAAUCAUCAAAAGUUUACUGUCAUUCGUUGAAUUCGGCAAGUUAUUAUCAUUAGAAAUAAUAAAAAUAUUGCUGAAAUUUACACAAUAACCUGAAAAAUCUUCAAUUUACACCUUAAUCAUGGCCCGGCGUUAUGAUACCCGUACUACAAUAUUUUCACCAGAAGGUCGUCUUUACCAAGUGGAAUAUGCUAUGGAAGCUAUAAGUCAUGCUGGCACAUCCCUUGGAAUCUUGGCUACUGAUGGGAUCCUUCUAGCAGCUGAACGUAGAAAUACGAAUAAGCUACUUGAUGAAGUGUUUUUCUCUGAGAAGAUCUACAAAUUAAAUGAUGACAUGGUCUGCUCAGUAGCUGGUAUCACGUCUGACGCUAAUGUUCUUACCAACGAACUCAGAUUGAUUGCUCAGAGGUACCUGCUGCAGUAUGGAGAAUCAAUUCCAUGUGAACAACUUGUAUCUUGGCUCUGUGAUGUAAAACAAGCUUACACUCAGUAUGGAGGAAAGCGUCCAUUUGGUGUAUCAAUUCUUUACAUGGGUUGGGACAAACACUAUGGAUACCAAUUGUACCAAUCUGAUCCCAGUGGUAACUAUGGAGGGUGGAAGGCAACUUGCAUUGGAAAUAACAGUGCUGCUGCUGUAUCAAGUCUGAAACAAGAGUACAAGGAGAAUGAAACAACACUAGCUGAAGCACAAGCUCUGGCCAUUAAAGUGCUGAGCAAGACAUUGGACAUGACUAAAUUAACCCCAGAAAAAGUUGAAAUGGCAACCCUGACUCGCAAGGACAACAAGACUAUAAUCCGCGUUCUAACAAGCCCUGAGGUUGAAAAACUCAUUGCUGCCUUUGAGAAGAGCGAAGCUGAGGCUGAAGCUGCCAAAAAGCAACCACCAAAGUCGUAAUUCUCAUUUUGUACUGUUUGCAUUAAGUAUUCUUUUAUUUGCAUAUUAAAUAUUUUACAUGGUAACACUG
Molecule: messenger RNA, 982 nt
Organism: Plodia interpunctella (Indianmeal moth)
Lineage: Eukaryota; Metazoa; Arthropoda; Insecta; Lepidoptera; Pyralidae
Gene: Prosalpha3
Product: Proteasome alpha3 subunit
Exons: 6
Coding region: 139-912 (257 amino acids)
Biological process (GO): ubiquitin-dependent protein catabolic process; proteasomal protein catabolic process
Cellular component (GO): proteasome core complex, alpha-subunit complex; proteasome core complex; cytosol
Source: RefSeq, a predicted model, not a curated record